This is a messenger RNA of Trichobilharzia regenti, 1041 nucleotides long. The record is from the annotation of a GenBank genome assembly. Lineage: Eukaryota; Metazoa; Platyhelminthes; Trematoda; Strigeidida; Schistosomatidae.
AUGACCCUGUGGUUGCUCAUUUUCGGCUCCACUGUUAGUAGUAUUGUUAUUUACACAAUGCGUUUGUUUUUAUGGAGAAAGACAGUUUUCUGUGAUUGCCUUUCUCCAGUUGGUCGACAUGCUGUCAUUACUGGUGCUAAUUCUGGUAUUGGUCGGGCAACUGCAAUAGAAUUAGCCAAAAGAAGUUGGAAACUUACAUUUGGUUGCAGGAACGUAAAUUCUGCUAACAAAGUGAAAGAAGAAAUUGAAGCUCUUACAGGUAAUCACAACAUCUGUGUCAACUAUUUGGAUUUGGAGAAUCCACAGUCCAUAGAGGAAUUUGUAAAGUCACUAUCUUUACCUGUUCAUGUUAUAAUUAAUAAUGCAGGUGUAUUCCCUAAGAUUCUACGUCCAUCAAUGUCUUUUCAAGGCAUUAAUGUUACUUUAGCUACUAACUAUAUAGGACACUUCUACUUAACUUCAAUGCUUCUACCACAUCUUCGGAAAUCAUAUCAAGAAACAUCUAUAUAUCCGCGAGUGAUUAACGUUAGCUCUUCGUUAUCAAGAAAGGGUAGCUUCACAAUAGAUUCCCUGUUUAAACCUCUUGAUAUGGAUUGUAGCAAAGCAUAUGCCGAUUCUAAACUGGCGUGUAAUUUGUUUUCACGUGAACUUCAUCGAAGAUAUGGAUCAGGUGAGAAUAAAAUACUUGAUGUUUAUUGUCUAUUCACUGGUGGAAUGGUGAAUACUAAUCUAACUCGAAAUACUCUAAUGUCAUAUACACCAGUCAUCCAGUGGGUGCUUAGUGGUUUAAUGAGACUAAUGUUAAAAUCACCUAUGGAAGGAUGUCAAACUUCUGUCCACUGUGCAGUUAGUAAUGCAGUUCCUGUGAAGCAUGCUAAUUUAUCUCAUUCCACCAUAACACCAGCAUCAGGUAGUGGUAUGCUGUAUAGCAAUUGUAUACCUAUCGAAUGGCCUGAUAAUUCACUUGAUCUUGAUUUCGCUUGUCAGUUAUGGAAUUACACGGAAAAUUUUGUGAAAAUUUCAUCAAAAAGUAAUAUGUAA